Messenger RNA from Clunio marinus, 1128 nucleotides. The record is from the annotation of a GenBank genome assembly. Lineage: Eukaryota; Metazoa; Arthropoda; Insecta; Diptera; Chironomidae.
AUGCAGCACAUAGGAUAUGGCGUAUUCGAUCAUUUGACUAAACUUGAUUCGAUUGGUUUUUACAAUUCUUGUCACAAUAUCUUUAUUUAUGAAAAUAGAACCAGAGUUCUCAAAGAGUUACCUAAACUUGCCCAAAAUUGUCCACCGACAAUCGAUAUGUUAGAAAGACGAAUUCUUGGUGGAGAAUAUUUUGAUCAACAAAUCGCUGAGAAAAUAAGUCACACUAAGGAAAUCUCUCAGAUGCGUCAAGAAUUAACUCAGUUGCGUCACGAAUUAACUCACUUAGAAAAUUGUUCUAAAGAACUGGAGAAAACAAAUGAAUUAGCAAAAACUAAAGCAGUAAACAUGUUUUCGAUUUCGAUUGUGACUUUAAUUAUCUCCACAUUUGUGCUGAGCAAUGCACUUGUUCUUGAGUGUGAAUACACUGUGAAAAGUGUUGAGUGGUUUGAGGAACUUUAUCGCUGCAACAACGGAAGAAUAAUUUUUGUCGGCGAUCGAAAUAAUGUGACCGAAGUAUCUUCGAAUCACGUUGGUGGUAGAAGAAAUGAAGACGUUGAAGGAUUAACCAUGGAACAAUAUCAAAAUUUAACGUUUUUGCCUCGAAAUAUCAAUCACUUCUUCCCGAAUCUAAAAUCCAUCGCUAUUCACCAUAAUUUAAUUGAGAACAUACAACAAUCAGAUAUCAGCGCUUUUCCGAAAUUAAUACAAUUAGAUUUGUGGUCAAAUAGAAUAUCGUCACUUGAUUUCGACCUUUUCCAGAAAAAUCCAAAGUUGCAGUACAUCAGUUUCCCUGAUAAUCCAGUGCAGCACAUAGGAUAUGGCAUAUUCGAUCAAUUGACUGAACUUGACACGAUUGGUUUUACAAAUACUUGUCACGAUGUACAAAUUUUAAGAAAUAGGAUCAGAGUCCUCAGUGAGUUACCUAAAUUUGCCCGAAAGUGUCCACCGACAAUCGAUAUGUUAGAAAGACGAAUUCUUGGUGGAGAAUAUUUUGAUCAACAAAUCGCUAAGAAAAUAAGUCAGACUAAGGAAAUCUCUCAGAUGCGUCAAGAAUUAACUCAGUUGCGUCAAGAAUUAUCUCAGUUGAAAAAUUGUUAUAAGGAACUGGAGAAAACAAAUGAAUUGUAA